AUGUCAACACCAAGAGCAUCUACAGAUCGCCCCGCGAGCGAGACAGCCUCCAUACUCAACGCAAGCACCGACAGCUCCUCCGCCGAACUGACGGCCGUAGUGGACGACCUGUUGAACCAACUCAACACCAAGUUCAGCUCCGUGAGUAGCGAGCUGUUAUCCAAAAUGGACGACAUGUCUCGUCGGCUCGAUAAUCUCGAGGCAACUAUUCAGGGCGGCGACGGCGGCAAGGGUUCUGGAUCGGGGAAGUGA
This is a messenger RNA of Aaosphaeria arxii CBS 175.79, 252 nucleotides long. RefSeq lists its product as uncharacterized. Gene Ontology annotation, molecular function: transcription corepressor activity. The record is from RefSeq and is a predicted model, not a curated record. Gene Ontology annotation, biological process: cellular heat acclimation. The transcript has 3 exons. Lineage: Eukaryota; Fungi; Ascomycota; Dothideomycetes; Pleosporales. Gene Ontology annotation, cellular component: nucleus; cytosol. Bases 1 to 252 code for a protein of 83 amino acids.